UGGGAAAAAUCAACACUUGGGGAAGGCAGUCGUGUGCGAUCACAUUUCAGUAGAUGUUAACUGUUUAUCGAAGUCUAAAGGAAGGUGAACGGUUAGAUUAUGUGUUAUUUUCCUGAUAAGGCGUAGUUAUAAACAACUCAUUUGGGCGUCUUAUCUCACAAUUGUAAUGUCUCUCUUUCUAGUGAACAGAUAUCUUGGAGAGGAGGAAGACUGGAGUGUCUCAAAGGAGUCUCGGUCUCAGGUGUUACUGGCUAAACUGCAGCAGAAGGCAAAAGAGAAGCAGAGACAGAGUUUGACAGAACAGAGGACAGAUCUGUCUGAUGAGCAGACAGUACAGCAGGAUGUUAAAAAGAAAAGAAAAGUUGACCAGAGCAGCAGCCAAGAGCCUCCACACCACAAGAAGUGGAAAUCAGAUGAAGUGCCUUUGUGUGGUUUGGACUCAGAUAAACAUAAUGAACCUGUUGAGGAAUCAACCAAGAAGAAAAAAGGUGCAAAUAAGAAGGAGAAGAAGAGGAAGGAUCAGACAGGCAGUUCAGUUCAAGAUCUUUCAGAUGCUCCUGUCUUUAGAAGAGAUGGACCACAGGAGACAGGAGGAGAAGAAGAGACAGAGAAAGACAAUGACACACAAAAACAAACCUCAGGAAAGACUUCUGCUCCGACAGGAUUCACUGUUUUAGGUGGAUUUGAGAACAAACCAGUCCAAAAGGUACACAGAGUACUGCCUCAGUGGCUCGCUCAGCCCAGUGUGAUUCACAGAGACAUUAAAAGCAACCUGGUCCCCUUCUUUGCCGUCCCAGGGCUCCAUCCUCAGCUUGUCAAAAAUCUACAAAAUAACGGAAUUAAACAAUUCUUUCCAGUUCAAGCCGAGGUUAUUCCAGCCAUCUUGGAGAGCGCACAGCAGGGGCUGCUGAUUGGACGUGGUGGCUACAAGCCGAGAGAUAUCUGUGUGUCUGCACCAACAGGCAGUGGCAAGACCCUUGCUUUUGUCAUACCUGUCAUACACGUGCUGAUGGAGCGGGUGGUGCGUGAAGUCCGGGCUUUGGCUGUGUUGCCAACCAAAGAGCUGGCUCAGCAGGUUUGCAAAGUGUUCACAUCAUACACUGAGGGAACUAGUUUGAAAGUGGUGAUGCUGGCUGGUCAGAAGUCCUUUGCUGCAGAGCAGGCUUCACUGUCAGAACACAGAGGGGGCAUGAGGCGCAGUUUAGCCGACAUUGUUGUGGCCACUCCUGGUCGACUGGUUGAUCACAUCAACAAGAAUUCAGGCUUGUGCCUAGAACACCUCAGGUUUCUUAUCAUUGAUGAGGCUGACAGGAUGAUAGACAGCAUGCAUCAGUCUUGGCUUAGCCAGGUGGUGAAGGCGGUGUACAGGUCAGGAAGCGGACCUGAUGCCGUGUCCAUCUUCAGGAGGACUGAGCCAGCAUAUGUCACAGCAGCCAGUCUGUCUCCACCUCAGAUGCCGGUGCAGAAGCUGCUGUUUUCUGCAACACUCACACAAAACCCAGAGAAGCUGCAGCAGCUGGGCCUCCACCAGCCCAGGCUAUUCAGCUCCAUCCCCAGUCACUUCAGCACCACACAACCAACCACCACCCAGAAUCAAGACCACUUCAACUUCCCCCAGGGUCUGACGGAGUACUAUGUUCCCUGUACAUUAAACAAAAAGCCCCUCCUCAUCCUCCACUUCAUCCUGCGUAUGAAGCUCAGCCCCAUCCUCUGUUUCACCAACUCCAAAGAGACUUCACACAGACUUUUCCUGCUGGUGCAGCUCUUUGGUGGAGUACAUGCUGCUGAGUUCUCCUCCCGACUCUCUCCUGGUGAGAGGAAAAAGACGCUGAAGGAAUUUGAACAAGGAAAGAUCCAACUGUUGAUCAGCACAGACGCAGCUGCCAGGGGAAUCGACAUCAAUGGGGUCAAAUGUGUGGUGAAUUAUGAUGCACCACAGUACAUCAGGACAUACAUUCACAGGAUUGGAAGGACAGCAAGAGCAGGAAAAGCAGGGCUGGCCUUUACCUUUCUGCUCAGAGUACAGGAGAAGAACUUCCUUCAGAUGGUGGUAGAGGCAGGAAGCCCCGGGAUUCAAAAGCAGAUUGUCAAACCUGAGAACCUGAAGUGCAUGGAAGUCCGAUAUGAACAAACACUGCAGGAGCUGGCCAAUGUUAUCAAGGGUGAGAAUGCAAAAUAAUGGAACGACAUUGACGUUUUCCUCUGAACAGACAUCUGUGCCUUAUAACCAUCAAUCACACUCGCUACUAGGGGCAAUUUAGAGUCCAGAACCCAGCCUGGCAACCCCGCCGAAAAUCUUCCAGAUCUGCCCCUGCCUAAAGCUCAAGAUGAUGCCUUCAAAUAUGCUGUGUUGCCAACACGCUAAACUGCAAAAUUCAAUGUACCAUGAUAUACAGAACAAAUAAAAGCAGCGAGCCCUCACAUGUAAGCCACAGAA
This is a messenger RNA of Monopterus albus (swamp eel), 2437 nucleotides long. It is a transcript of the gene ddx51, whose product is annotated as DEAD (Asp-Glu-Ala-Asp) box polypeptide 51. Lineage: Eukaryota; Metazoa; Chordata; Actinopteri; Synbranchiformes; Synbranchidae. Bases 167 to 2179 code for a protein of 670 amino acids. Gene Ontology annotation, molecular function: nucleic acid binding; RNA helicase activity; ATP binding. The transcript has 16 exons. The record is from RefSeq and is a predicted model, not a curated record.